AUGCCAUGCCAACCCCAGCCGGCCCCCAGCAGCAAGUACCUGGUGUUCGCCUAUUCGGACGAGCAGCUGUCCAACUCGCGCUCGCACCUCGUCGAGGCGGCGCGCAUCGCACACGCCACCAACCGCAUCCUCGUGCUGCCCAAGGGCAGCCGAAGCCAUCUCUCGGUAGCGCUCGGGCUGCCCUUCUGCACCUACUUCCACCUCGCCCAUUUCGACUCCGCCGCAUGGGUAUCCCCCGACCUCUUCCUGCUCAUGGCCCGAGCUGCUCUCUCCGCGCCCUCCGUGGCCUUCAUGCUGCUGCAAUCCAGCUACAUGCGCAAGCACCCCUUCAUGCACCAGCCGGUGGCGGCAAUGCUGGGAGAGCUGGCGGCGUAUGGCAUGGGGCACGUGCCGAAUGGAGGCAACACGGUGGAUGUCGCCAUGCCUGCUGCCAGUGACUCCGUGCUCGCCCGCCUGCAUGCAUGGCAGCACAAGCAAGUGGUGGUAUGGGUGAAGGACACGUGGGAGAGGAUAGCCUUCGAGCCACAGACGGACCUCAUGUCCUUCCACAUGCUGCCCUACAGCCGCCCCUGGCACGCCAUGGCUCAUGCCGUCAUGGCCCACCUGCCCGCGCGCUUCAUUGCUGUUCACUUCCGCUCCGAAUUCAUUGCUUUUCGGCUGGCGCAGAGGCUAAAGAGGGACGGCAGGCGGGCCAACGCGAGCAUGCUAGAGGAGAUGAUGGCGUGGUGUGUGCGGGCAGCACGGGACCUCAUAGAGCAGGUGCAGCAGGACACACACACCACCGCCGUCUUCAUUGCUGCUGACGUACCCUUCACUGCCCGCCCGGGCACACCACAGCUGGGCGGCAAACAGAGUGCAGGCGAGCAAGGGGGAGGCGAGCCUGGGGGAGAGGAGCAGGGCGGAGGCGGGAGAAGAGGGGGAGAGCAGGGGGGAGGCGGGCAAGGGGGGGGAGAGGGGGAGGUGGUGCGGUCGGACUCAUGGUCGGAGACUACGUGGAGCUUUGGGGACGGGGAGAGGGUGCGUGCGGCACCACGGGACAGCCUGCGCUGGCUGAGGGAGAGCGUUGAGGGGACUGUCAUGCUGGACGAGGUGCUCCCACAGGUCAACCAGUACGACCCCGGCAUCGUGGCCAUUAUAGACAAGCUAGUCUGUGCACACGCGCACGUGUUCCUGGCAGGGUCUAUCCCCUGUGGUGGGGGGCGGGGGUUCGAGCAGGACUUAAACAACCACCGCUGGCAGCUCAACCACCCGCGCUCGUCCCUCAAGCGAUGGGUCACCGAUGCAACUGCAUACAUCAACUCGCGGGAAUGA
Molecule: messenger RNA, 1311 nt
Organism: Closterium sp. Yama58-4
Lineage: Eukaryota; Viridiplantae; Streptophyta; Zygnematophyceae; Desmidiales; Closteriaceae
Source: the annotation of a GenBank genome assembly